Molecule: messenger RNA, 252 nt
Organism: Mesorhabditis belari
Lineage: Eukaryota; Metazoa; Nematoda; Chromadorea; Rhabditida; Rhabditidae
Source: the annotation of a GenBank genome assembly
AUGGCACCACAAAAUUGGCACUGUGAUCUGAAUGAAGAGACGGAUUCCUAUGAAUUUCUCGACUAUUCCUCUCUCAAAGAAUCUCCAUUUUUGAAUUCACUGGGAAAUUACUUGAGGAGAUCCGAUGUCGAUGAGUCGAUUGUUCAACGAAUAUUAUUGGAUAUGUCUCUCGGUCAUACCUCGCAUCAAACAGUUCUCGAUAAGAAUCGAGUUUACUAUGAGAAAAUGGUAAAGUUUUGCCUUGCAUCAAAG